Messenger RNA from Trichogramma pretiosum, 8176 nucleotides. RefSeq lists its product as uncharacterized. The record is from RefSeq and is a predicted model, not a curated record. Gene Ontology annotation, molecular function: zinc ion binding. Gene Ontology annotation, cellular component: nucleus. Bases 1916 to 8176 code for a protein of 2086 amino acids. The transcript is spliced from 5 exons. Lineage: Eukaryota; Metazoa; Arthropoda; Insecta; Hymenoptera; Trichogrammatidae.
UUCGUACAACUGGUGGCGGCGCGCACAUUUCGUAGCUCGAGCAGAGGCUGGUGCUGCUCUGCUCCGCUCCGCGAGCCAGCACGAUGUGAAUAUAAUAAGUAUAUAACAUUGGCGCAAACCACAAAACGCGUGUGCCUGUGCCGUGUGCCAUAAUAUUACGACGUAUAUCGCGGGCCGAGGCUGCCGCUGCUGCUCUCGCGAAACCGAAAAGUCAGCAGUACAGGCAGAGCAGCGAAAAAAAAAAGAAGAAGAAGAAGAAGAGAGCGGCUGCCGCACAGCCGUGUGUGCUGCGUGCCGAGCGCGCAAAAGCUGGCUAGCAGCGGUGGGCUGGUUGUUGGCACUGCUGCGGGACGCGAACGAGGCAGGCAGGCAGGCAGGCAGCCGCAGCGGCACACGGACUCCACGACGACGGCCGCGAAACGGCAGCAGUCUUCUGUCGGCCGGUUAGCCGUGUAGUUCUCGGCAUUUAUAUGCGCGCGCGAGCGACCCGCACGUUAACAGUACAUAGUUACGUUUAUGUAUCAUAUAUAUCUGGUGUUGUUAUUUAUUCGCCCCGUGCAAAUCGUGCGAAUUAACCCGGCCCCCUGGCAGUUUGUGUUUUUGUACCAACACGUAUCUAUACGAUAAUAGAGGUGUCGAAGAGAGAAAGCGCGAGUGAUCCAUUGUGCGCCCACCCUUCGCGGGUCAUACGAUAGAGAGCGAAGAUUCGGCCAUGCGACCAAGAUAACAAAAACAACAGCAGUGAAAACGACGCUAUCGUCCCAAUAGUAUAUAGUAGUCAUUUACAAGAAGAACCGGAAAACGAUGUAUGUAGAGAGGCCUGGCAGAGUCUCGUAGAGACUUCGUCAUCGCGCGCAGUCGUCGACUCUCUCGCUCUCUCUCUCUCUCUCUCUCUCCUCUAGCUGCCGCUUCCCCCGAGCAUACAUAUAUACGCUACGGUAGAGUACAACCACGCGAGCGGACACACACACACAUACGUAUACACGCGUACGUAUUAUACCGCUGUGCCGUGCCGAGAGCUGUGUCGUAUACGAGACGCCGAGGCGAAGAAGGCAAGCGAGCGAAGCAAGCAAGAAGGCAGGCAGGCAGGCAGGCAGGAGCAGUAGUGUGGAGAAACAUGUACCGCAGUGGCACGACGGCAUCGAGUAGCAGUCGCCAUCAUCGCCUUCUUCCGCGCCGCUCAUGCCGCUGGCUGAGCAGCCGUAGCCGUAGCCGUAGCAGCAGUAGAAAUCCGACACCGCCGUUCUGCUUCGCCAUAUAGCACACGAGCACCGAGAGAUAAUAAUAAUAAUACGGUGGAUCAAAAAAGCUUAGGAUCAUCGCGAUCGGAGUUUACCGGUUAUUACGAAGAAUACAAGAGAGAUAGAUGAAAGUGAAAUCUAUUGUGCUUAUUGUGCAUGUGUCAAUGGUCUUGAGUGUCUGAUCGGUCAUUUGCAUUUUAUGACAGAUGAACCGCCCCGUCGAGUGAAUCGAGGAAGUCAGCGUGUACUUGGCCAGGCCGACGACUGGGUCGGGGUCCACACCUUUACGGACCAUCUCGAUAUAAAACCCCGCAGCAUCCGUGCAGCGAGCUCAGAAAGCCUGAGCCAGCCAAGAGCAUCAGUUGUUCGUAGCUCGCUCGUCUGUGCACAACUCCGUCCCGGUGCUUAGAGUUACAGUAUAAUAUUUUUUUUUCUUCUCUCUUAUUAAUAAUAAAAAAAGACAAUCUACGGCUGCCUAAGAGCCGUAAAAGCAAUAUCAACAACCACAACAAAAGUGUGUACACAGUAACCGCGUGCGCGUGUCAAAAUUCAAAGAGUGCGAGCACGUGUGCGAGCCUCCCACUCGCGCGCGAUCCGCUGAUCGUUCAGCAAACGCAACUUUUAAUACUUUUAUCAUAAAGUUUAUUUAAAAAAAAACACGCACACGCGCAAAGAUGUCAAGCAGCAAGGAUACAGACCUGCAAAAUGUCCAGCUGGACAAAUACGAAGAGCUGUGUCGGCUGUGCGGCUCCGACGAGUCGGCCCGAAUCAACCUCUUCGACGCCGACGGCAUCGAGAGACAGCUCGCCUCCAAGAUCAGGAUGGUGCUGAAUUAUCAGGUCGAGCCUACCGACAAUCUGCCCAAGACAAUUUGCUUUCGAUGCAUGUACUCGUUGGAGAUGUACAGCGACUUCCGCAAGAAGAGCGAGAAAUUGCUGAAUCUCUUCCAGUCGCACAGAUCACAGCAGCAGCCGCCACAAGUGCCCGCGAUCAAGACCGAGGAAGGAGAGAUCGUGGAAAACAAUCAUCAUCAUCAUCAUCAUCAUCAUCCGCAGAAGCACUCGGAGCUUCGUAACGAGCUCCUGAAGAGCAGCAACAACGAUGCCGCGUCGACCCAUCAAUACAACAAUCAUCGUGGUCAUCGCGGCAGUCGUUCGCAGUCGAACAAGCGCAGCAGAGCCGAGGACGACGCGAACGACGACGACGACGAAGACGACGACGUUGACAUGAUGGAGUCGAUGCAGUGCGAGCCCGAUGUGAUGAUGACGACGACCGAUCACGAUCGUCCAGCCCCGUCGUCUUCCGGACGCAGCGCCGUUGGCGCCUGCUCGCCGCCCAACGUCAAGUACGAGAACUCGCUCGACAUGGACAUGGACCCGGCCGAUCUCGAUCUCGAUCCCGAGGACAUGGACGAGGACGGCGGCUACGACGACGACGACGGCUACGGCGACGUCGAUCCCUCGCAGUUCCUCGAGGUGAGCGCCAGCGUCGCCGAGGAGGAGUUCAAGUUCGCCGCAGCCGCCAACAACGGCGCCGCCGCCGCCGGCAAAGCCAACUUCUACGACGGCACGACCAACAACAGCACGUCGACGCCCAACAAGCAGCACCAGAAGGUCUACGUGUGCACGGUGCCGCAGUGCGACAAGGCGUUCAGCUCCAAGGGCCACUUGUCGCUGCACUCGCGCAUCCACAACAACGGCGAGGCCGGCGGCGAGGUGCACGGCGAGGUCGUGAUGACCGACGACAACACGUCGUUCAAGCGGCCCUACAAGUGCGACCUGUGCGACAAGAGCUACUCGACGGCCAAGCAUCGCUGGGGCCACGUGUCGACGGUGCACCGGGGCGACAAGGCCGUCACCUGCGCCAUCUGCCAGCGCAUCUACUCGACCAAGAGCAAUCUCCACGAGCAUUUCAAGUCCAAGCACGAGGGUGAGAUGGUACCUGUCGCGAGCGGCAGCGGCUUCUCCAACAAUGCCGCAUCUGCGGGCAAGGAUCGACCGGACUACGUGCCCGACGAGGCCAGAUACCAGUGCGAGACGUGUCCGCGAAGCUUCGCCUCGAUGGCCGAGCUGUCACGGCACAAUCGCCGCGGCGUCUGCGCCAGUCUGCACCUCGGCAAGAUCAAGAAUCCCAAGUACAGCAAGAUACGCAAGACCCGCGACGACUCGGACGUCGGCACCGAGGAGUCCGAGAACGAGAACAACCACUACUAUCAUCAGCAAGGCGGCAGUCCCGGCGCGGCGAAAGCCGCUGCCGUCAGAGCCGCCGCCUACCAGAAGGCCGAGGAGAAGCUGGCCAACAAUUCCCAGCUGACCAUACUCAAGCAGGCGCUGACCAAGCCCAACAACGAGCGCAACAAGAGAUUCACCACCAUCGGCAAUCAUAGCAAUAACAGCAAUAGCGAGCUGGCCGUCGAUUCGAGGAGGUACUUCUGCCACUCGUGCAGCGGCAACUUCGCCACCGAGGACGAGCUGAACGAGCACGAGAAGCAGCACGACAAUCACGAGCGCCCCUACCAGUGCAUCCUGUGCACGCAGGACUUCAAGGCCAAGGCCGAGCUCAGCCAGCACAUACUCAACUUUCACGGGGUCGAUCCGCAGCCCAUCAUCGAGAGCGAUCGCUGCCUCAAGGUCAAGACGGUGCCCGCGCUCAAGAUCACCCUGCCGCCCCGCGGCUCGAUGAUCAAGCGCGAGUCCGAGAGCUGCUCCAACGAGUCCGUCGACGAAUCGGACUCGUACGCGUCCGAGUUCGAGGACGACGCGUCGUCGAUCGUGCCGCCACCGAUGCAGCCGCAUCAAGCCAACGGCGGAAACAACAGCAGCGCCGAGACGGUGCUGGCCUGCGAGCUGUGCUCGCGCGACUUCAAGGACUCGGGCUCGCUCUGGCUGCACAUACGCUCGGUGCACAAGGCCGAGUGCCCCUUCACCUGCGGCAUCUGCAUGAAGAUCUGCCACAACAACGACCAGCUGCUGCAGCACGUCGAGCAGUACCACAUGAACGGCAAGCUGCCGGCCGACCAGCAGCGACGCUAUCGCUGCCUCAUGUGCGGCAGACAGCACGACAGCAAGAAGAAGCUGCUCAAGCACAUACCGAUACACGAUAUCGACCCGACCAAGGAUUACAACGACUACGUGAUUGUGAAUCAGCAGGUGCACGACACGAGGAGGUCGAUCACGCCUCCGCAGCAGCAGUCCAUGACGAUGAUGCACAUCAAGGAGGAGCGAGACUCGACACCCGUGCCGCAGAACGGCGGCGGUUCCUCGUCCAGGGCGCAGUAUCACACGUACUUCGUGUGCGACAUUUGCGGCGUCACUUUCAGCAACAAGUGGGUCCGCUGGCAGCACAUAAGCGUCAUACACGCCGACGAGCCUUCCAUCAGGUGCUCGUUCGACACCUGCCAGAAGAUCUUCGCCACGAAGAAUCUGUGCGUCGAGCACGCGCUGCACCACGUCAACCAGGGCGUGCAUCCGAACACGUGCGAGGUCUGCGGCAAGGUCUGGAACUCGCGCAUCGACUACUGGAAGCACGCGAUGGGCGUGCACGCCGAGAUGGUGCCGCUGAUCUGCGGUGUCUGCCUCAAGGUCCACCUGAGCGUGAGUGAGCUCAGGCAGCACGUGCGCCAGCGCCACUGGCCCCUCAACCAGAGCGAGUUCAGCUGCGACAUCUGCGGCCGGCCCUACUCCAACAAGAGCAAGAUGAGCCGUCAUCGCAAGAUACACGGCAUGGUGGACGGUAGCGGUGGCGCGGCCAACAACGUCACCCCGCUGUCCAUGGAGACGAGGCGCGGUGCCGCCGGGGCCGCAGUCAAGGUCGAGCCGUUCGUCGCCGCGGAUCUCGCCUGCGCCGACUGCCGCGGCGUCCAGUUCAUGGACAUCGCCAGUUACAACGAGCAUAGGCGACAGGUGCACGAGCGCCACCCGUGCGACCUCUGUCCCAAGGAGUACGGCAGCCACUCGCAUCUGUGGAAGCACGUCGACGGCACGCACAAGGACAAUCCGGCCGUGACCUGCGUGCAAUGCGGCCAGACGAGCGCCUCCAAGGAUUUGCUCGCCGGCCAUCAGAUGAAGGCCCAUCACGGCCAGGACUCGUCGCGCCAUCAUCAGGACCUCGGUCAUCAUCAGCAGUACAAUCACCAUCAUCAUCAGUCGUCCGACACCAAGGACUGGGGCUACACGACUCUCACGGCGCCGGCCGCGACGAGCCCCGAGCAGGGCGAGCACCUCUGCAACAAGUGCAACAAGAAGUUCACGACCAAGCACUUCCUGCGACGCCAUCAGAAGGGCUGCCAGAACUAUCGCAAGGACCCGAGCUCGCUGCUGACGCGCUGCCGCGCCUGCGAGCGCAUAUUCAAGGACCGCCAGAGUCUCACCAAGCAUCUGGAGAACCAUCACACCUCGUACACGUGCCACAUCUGCAACGAGACCAUCGUCUCGAAGAUGGCCAUAAUGGCGCACAAUCGCCUCAAGCACAAGAAGCAUCCGGACGUGACCUGCCGCAUAGGCAAGUGCGACAUCGUCAUGAGGACCAAGGAGGACAUGCAGGCCCACAUCAAGGACCACGAGUCCAAGGCCAGCUUCAGCGUGUGCGAGUUCUGCGGCGACACGCUCGAGGACAAGAUGAAGCUGAAGAUGCACCGGCUCAGUCUGCACAGGCACGAGAUCGGCACCACCUGCGGCGUCUGCAUGAUACCGCUGCCGGAUCCGCACGAGCUGCGCAAGCACACGCAGGACAAUCAUCCGGAGGCGCUGCUGCAGCAGAACACGUGUCGGGUGUGCGGCAAGCACUACGCCUCGAAGUGGAAGGCAUUCGACCACACGAAAAAAUGCCACGGCAAGGCCUUCAAGACCUGCAAGCUGUGUUUGGACAUCACGCAGACGUUCGAGGAGCUCAAAGAGCACUACACGAUCGUGCACAACAUGACCAAGGAACAGCUCGAGACCUUCGAGUUUCGCCUCGAGGUGACCAAGGACGGCCCGCGAAGGGGCAGCGACGAGGAGAUGCUCGAUUACGACAAGAUGCGCUACAACGACACCCACGACGGCUACGAAACCAUGUACAACACUUACGGUGAAAUCGAGAGCGGUUACUCGCCAUCGGAGAACAAGUACGUCAACAACGUGGCCUCGCCCUCCGUCAUGGACAAUCAGCUGAAGACCGACGCGGAUCUGCCCUCGGACAUGUUCAUACCAGACUUCGGCCUCUUCGACUCGCUUCACAUGCGCUUCAGCAACGCCGGGGCCAUGGACAACUCGUCGGCAUCCAUGAACUCCUCCAUGCAGGCCAAGGUGCCCAAGACGUCGCGCAAGGUGUACGACGACACCGAGGACACCGAGUGCGUCUGCGAGGUCUGCGACAAGUCGUGGCGCGGCAAGAAGCAUCUCUGGCAGCAUCUCAUACGCUUCCAUCGCGAGAUGGCCGGCACCACCUGCGGCGUCUGCCUCAAGAUCAAGCACUCGUACGAGGAGCUGCGCGAGCACGUGAUGCAGGAGCACCCGAGCCAGUGGAGCGGCGUCGGCAACAAUUUCACCUGCAAGAUCUGCGGCCGCUACCACAACGCACGCUCCAAGCUCGAGCUGCACAUGGCCAUACACGAGGACAAGAACACCAACUAUCGCUGCUCCAAGUGCAACACGACCUAUCACACGGAGGAGAUCGCCGUCGAGCACGAGAAGACCUGCAACGGCAAGUUCAAGAGCGAGGCCGAGAUGGAGGUGAAGGUAGAAAAAGAAGCUGUCGAGCAGGAAGCGCUGAGCCAGGAAGAGGACGAGGAGGAGGAAGAGGAGGAAGAAGAAGAAGAGGAGGAGGAGGAGGAAGAGGAUGACGAACAAGAACAAGAUCCCGAUGAGCAGGAACAGCUUCUUCAUCCCGAGGUUACGCUGGGAGGAGAAGCCGAGGACGAGGACAAAGACGGAGACGAGUCGUCCUCCGAGAGCAGCACCAGUCUGUCCUCGAGCUCGUCAAACUCCAGUAGCAGCAGCAGCAGCAGCUCGCACAGUCAGAAGGCCUCGUCUGAGGAGCUGGAACCACAUCAUCCGGCGGCCUCUGUCGCCGCGCUUGAGCCCGACGACGACGGCGCCGUCAUGACCGACAGCGACGACGAGGAGGCCCCGGCCCUCUCACCGAUGCACGUCAGCGCCAGCGACGGCCGCGAGGAAGAGGAAGAAGAAGAGCAGCAGCGGGUGGCGGCGACGUACCAGAACGAAAAAUCGCAAAGCGAUCGUAGCAGCUGCUCGGCCGACGAGGCGGAGAGCAGCGUGAAACACAUGGUCGAGCCGAUCACGCCUCAGGCCGUCGAGGAAGAGGAGGAGGAUGUGGAAGAAGAGUCAGGGAACGAAGGAGAAGAUGAAUUGGGUGAGGAUAACGAACAAGAAAGCGACAAUGAAGUCGGUGAAGAAAGUGACGAUGAGGCGGAGCCGGCCGCGCCGGUGACCGAGGAACACGAAGACGACGAUGAAGAUGUCGAAGAUCAGGUCGACGACGACGACGACGAAGAAGAUCACGUCGACGGUGCCACUGCUGCUGAGGAGGAAGAGGAGCAGCAGCAGCAGCAACAGAUCGAGGAGGAGGGCGAGGUGCUGGAGGUCGACGAGCACGACAUCAACAAUCUCAACGGCACCGUGCUCAUGCUGACCAACGAUGCGGACGGCAAUCAGAUCCUGAUCGAGCGCAACAUGGCCGACCUCGAGAACGACGACUCGUGCCACGACGUCGCUCAGUACGUCUUCCAGGACGGCACGAGCUUCGCCCUCGAGGAUUUCGCCGCUGUGGUCGAGGACGACGUAGUCGCGAAUCAACAGCAACAGCAGCAGCAGCAUCAAGCCGAGGAGCACGACGAGACCGACGAGAAGCAGUCGCAAGGCGUCGAAGACGAUGACGACGACGCCAACGACGACGACGACGACGACGAAGAUACCGAAGAGCGUGCCAAACAGUGA